Molecule: messenger RNA, 1286 nt
Organism: Durusdinium trenchii
Lineage: Eukaryota; Dinophyceae; Suessiales; Symbiodiniaceae
Source: the annotation of a GenBank genome assembly
GCAGUUUGAAACUCAAGAUAGGCCUUGCGGGUGCUAGCUGUUCCUGUGAGCAGCUUAGCUGAGAACACACCGUUCGAACCUGAUCAGGGUAAAGCCUGCGCAGGGAUUUGGCCCACUUGCUUCAGCCACAAGAUGUUUGCGCCACGUGUUAGCAGCAGCUUGUUGCGCUUCGCCCAACGGGCAGCUGGUUGUCGUGCUAAGUCAGCUUUGGUGUCCGCUGUUCCUUCGGACCCUGCAGCCUAUGUUGCGAGCAAGUUGGCGCAGUUUGAUGCAAUGCAGUUCACUCCCAUUCGUGAGAGCACAGUCAGCCGUGAGAUGACACAGCGCUACAUGACAGAGAUGCUCGACUAUGCUGAGACAGAUGUGGUAAUUGUGGGUGCGGGCUCCGCUGGGCUUUCCUGUGCCUAUGAACUGACCAAGCAUCCGAACAUCAAGGUGGCCAUUUUGGAGCAGAAUGUCGCCCCUGGAGGGGGUUGCUGGCUGGGUGGCCAGCUGAUGAGCUCAAUGGUUGUUCGCAAGCCUGCCAAUGAGCUCCUUGAUGAGCUGGAAGUGCCCUACGAUGACAAGGGUGACUAUGUGGUGGUGAAGCACGCUGCACUCUUUAUGUCCUCCGUUUUGCGAAAGGCCCUCAUCGCACCCAAUGUGAAGCUUUUCAACGCGGUUGCUGUGGAGGAUCUGCUGGUGAGGCAAGAAGGUGACAAAGUGGGCGUGCGCGGUGUUGUGACGAACUGGUCCUUGGUAACCCAGAACCACGACACACAGUCCUGCAUGGAUCCCCAGGUUAUGGAGGCAAAAGUUGUCGUCACAGCCACUGGCCAUGAUGGCCCUAUGGGCGCCAGUUCUGCCAAGCGCCUUGAAUCUCUAGGGGCCCUACCUGCUGGCUUGCCUGGAAUGGGAGCGCUGGACAUGAACACCGCAGAGGAUGCAGUUGUGCAGAUGACCAGUGAGGUAGUGCCAGGUCUCAUUUUUGCUGGCAUGGAGGUAGCAGAAGCCCGUGGCUGCAACAGGAUGGGACCUACCUUUGGUGCAAUGCUCCUUUCUGGGCAGAAAGCUGCCAAUUUGGCUGUCCAAGCUUUGAACCGUUAGAAGCCAAGAGCGCUUUGAAGGUAGGCCUAAGAUCCUGCCCUAGCAAUGUUUCGGGCAUGGUAUGGCCAUAGAGUUUUGUGUGAGAGUGCUCGCUCGUUCCGGAGCAGUGUCAAAGUCGAGCAUGAAGAAACAUGUUUACACAUUCAGAGAAGAUUGAGAAGCACACAUUUCUGUUCGUUUGUUAAACAGUUUAGCAAAAC